AUGGCUAUGCGAGGAAAACUGAGCGAAUGUCGCUCCAUAUCUCACGAUACCCUGCGGAGUGGCUCGCCACGGGUAGCGCAUUUUGACGGCGAAAUUCCUCCCGCACUCUCCCCGCUCGACGCAUUCGCUGCCCAGAGCCGCUAUCUUGCCCGACAACUCGAUGAAUCUCGACGAGGGGGCCGCCCCGUGAGUCGGCUGCCACCGGCGAGUGUAGCUCGAUCUCUUUCGCAAGGCCGCCCAACUUUCUACCGUUCCAAGUCGUCGACUGAACCCCGCACCGAACUGACCCGGAAACCCACGCAGAAGGGAGUCCCGGAGAUUGAAGACCCCAAGUACCGCCCUAUCUCCGAACAUCCUCGGUUUAGCUCAAUUUCCAAUGCUAGCAUAGACGCUAGCGAUUACGAGGAUGAUGAUGAUGACGAUGCGACACCCCGGACAACGAUGCUUAAUACUGGUCGGGAGGAGGAUGGGAUGACGCACGCCGAGUCACCAGAGGAGGUCCCGUUACAUGCAAGUGAGGCGGACGGUGAGCCUGUUGGUAUGGCGGUUGGUGAGCCGCAAGACUCAUCGAUCGAUUCAGCUGGGCGACUGGAUAUCCAACGCACCUUGGCACCGCCAGUGUCACCGCGAUCAUGCCCAUCCAGCUCUACCAAGACGACACACCCUGAAAGUUCUGAUGAUGACUACAGCAGCUCUAAUGGUGGGUCGACGUUCUCCGAACCUCGCAAGCUGUCUUCUGGAAGUGCUGUGUCAUUGCCAUACUCUCCCAUGUCGACAUUCCCCGCCCGACCACACCCCCGAUCGCCAUCCAUGAGCUCGGAGACAUCAGGAACGGGAACGACCCCACUACCCCGUCCUUCGUUCAACUUCUCUCGACCGCUCAGUCGGUCGAGUACGAGCUUAUCUGCUUCGGGAGCUUCGAUGCGUACUGAAUCGAAUCAUAAGCACCGCCGCAGCAGGCCGACUCCGCUGCUCUUGCAACUGUCGACCGAAGAUGCUGCCGGAAUGGCACCUAUCGAUGGCGAGCCGUCCUCCGCCAUGUCGUUUCACACGUACGCCGACCAUGCACUUCCGCGCGGACGCUUCCUUUCCCGGGACUCUGUCGUAUUUGGAGGCUUACAAACGCCUUCCCGGCACUCCGAGGAGCCACCGCAGAUGACGCGGACGCCAUCCCCCUCGCCCCAUCGCCAACUGGAGCACUCACCGAAGCCUCACUCAAUGCACGAAGUUCCAGUUCCCAAGCCUCAAAGCUCGACCCCGAUCCCUAACCCGAAAUUCCAACCUCCAUCUCCAUCUCCAUCUCCAUCUCCAUCUCAAUCUCCGCCUCAGCCUCAACCCCAACCUCAACUUCAACCUCAAACCCCCAAGCCUCAACCAGUCCCACAACCCCCGCCUAUGCCCAAAUCAGUGGAGCCGGAACCUCAGCCCUCUGUCGAGAGCACCCGACCGACGAUCAACGACAAGGAAGAGCCUGUCUCUUCUGCGAAUUCGGCCAGCACCAUGCGGCCCCAAGCCACCCCCGACAAGGUGACGGCUUCUGGCCUCACGGCUGACGACCACGUCGCCAAGGGGAUUGAAUGCCACGAGCGAGGAUCCCUGAGUGAAUCGACGUAUCAUCUGCGGAUUGCCGCGAAACAGGAGCACCCGACGGGAAUGCUGCUCUAUGCGCUGGCCUGUCGGCACGGUUGGGGCAUGCGAUCCAAUGAGAAGGAGGGCGUACGUUGGUUACGCAAAGCUGUGGACUCUGUCGGAUUGGACAAGUUGGGCGAUCCGGACGCUCCCGGUGCGUCGAAGGCGAAGGAAAUGCAAAAUACAUAUCGGGUUCAAUUUGCUCUGAGCGUUUAUGAACUCGGCGUCAGCUACUUGAAUGGCUGGGGUAUCGAGCAGGACAAGGCUUUUGCUCUGCGCUGCUUCGAGAUCGCCAGUCAAUGGGGUGACGUUGACGCCACGGCCGAAGCCGGAUUCUGCUAUGCACAGGGUGUUGGCUGUAAAAAAGACCUGAAGAAGGCGGCACACUUCUAUCGCUUGGCUGAGUCCAAGGGUAUGAGCAUGGUUGGCAACAGCUGGAUAUACAAGGACAAAUACAAAGAGACCGAGCCCACCGGCUGCUCCCGUGGCCGAAAUGCCACUGGAGAGAAGGACAAGGACAAAAAGCUGCGCAGCAAGUCCCGCACUCGCAGCAUCUUCCAACGCAAGAAGUCCGCCGUAUCAGAGGCUUAG
This is a messenger RNA of Penicillium digitatum Pd1, 2220 nucleotides long. Its product is annotated as tetratricopeptide repeat protein. Lineage: Eukaryota; Fungi; Ascomycota; Eurotiomycetes; Eurotiales; Aspergillaceae. Gene Ontology annotation, biological process: negative regulation of G2/M transition of mitotic cell cycle. The record is from RefSeq and is a predicted model, not a curated record. Gene Ontology annotation, cellular component: cell division site. Gene Ontology annotation, molecular function: protein binding.